GCUAUUAAUAAAGAAAUGGCAGCAAAGCAAUUGGGAAAAGUUCAAGGUAAUUGAACAAAGUUAAUGUGGUUUUACAAAAGGGAGAUUCAGUUUGACGAAACCAGUUGAGUUGUUUGAAGAAGGAACUUGUGUGGUGGACGAAGAGGAAACCGGUGAAUCCCUUGUACUUGAUUUCCAGGAGACAUUUGAUGAGGUGGUGCAUCAAAGCUUAUUGUGGAAAAUAAAACUCAUGAUUCAGAGCCGAAUGGUUACAUAGAUAAAUGGAGAAGAUGUUGGAAGAAUUGUACUAAUCAUCUUGGCUGUUCAUCCUUGGACUACGAGAAAGCCGAUGAUGAGAUGUCUAGCACUGCAAAUACAGAGUCGGAUCAAGCAGCCAGAGUUAUUAACAUUAACCUACCUCAGAUAACUAAAUUUUGUGAUAAUCAUAUCAGCACAGCAAAAUACAGCGUGAUAACAUUCCUGCCUCGCUUCUUGUAUGAACAGAUCAGAAGAGCUGCAAAUGCAUUCUUUCUCUUUAUAGCCUUAUUACAACAAAUUCCAGAUGUGUCUCCCACAGGAAGAUAUACAACUUUGAUGCCACUUAUCUUCAUCCUCUCCAUUGCUGCCAUCAAAGAAAUCAUCGAAGAUUAUAAAAGACAUAAAGCUGAUAAUCAUGUCAACAAGAAGAAAAUAAAAGUUUUAAAAGAUGGCAAGUGGGAGACGGUUAUUUGGAAAGAGGUUGUGGUAGGGGAUUUUGUAAUGGUCACCAGUGGACAACGUCUUCCAGCUGACAUUCUCAUUGUCUCCACCAGUGAGCCACAGGCAAUGUGCUACAUUGAAACGUCAAAUCUGGAUGGUGAAACCAAUCUCAAAAUAAGACAGGGUUUGCCAUCGACUGCAAAUGUGCAAUCCACUGCAGAUUUAAUGAAAAUGUCUGGGAAUUUGGAAUGUGAUGCUCCCAAUCGACAUCUCUAUGACUUCACUGGCAAUCUCCGAAUUGGGGACCAUCGCCCUGUUCCUGUAGGACCCGACCAAAUUUUGUUGCGAGGUGCGCAACUGAAGAACACGCAGUGGAUUUAUGGGCUUGUAGUAUAUACCGGACAUGAUACAAAGCUGAUGCAGAAUUCAACUAAGGCACCAUUGAAGAGAUCCAACGUUGAAAAAGUUACAAAUAUGCAGAUUCUGAUUCUGUUCUGUAUUUUACUGGUUAUGUCCCUGGUGAGCGCUGUGGGCGCUGAGAUUUGGAACAAACAACACAAUACUUCUGACUGGUACCUGAACAUGAGCAGUGGUACCACACCGAAUUUUGGGUACAACCUUCUCACCUUCAUCAUUCUAUACAACAACCUUAUUCCAAUCAGUUUGUUGGUAACCUUGGAAGUAGUUAAGUUUACACAGGCUCUUUUCAUUAACUGGGAUAUGGAUAUGUAUUUGUCAGAAACAGAUACACCAGCAAUGGCCAGAACAUCUAAUCUGAAUGAGGAGCUUGGCCAGGUAAAAUACUUAUUUUCAGAUAAAACUGGCACAUUAACUUGCAACAUCAUGGCAUUUAAGAAAUGUUCCAUUGCUGGAAUUGCAUAUGGUCACAUCGUGGACUCUGAUGCAGAACGGUCUUCGGAUGAUUUGGGACACAUGUUUACUUCCAAAGAAUCAGCUGAAUUUGAUGAUCCAACAUUAAUAGAUAACAUCGUCAAUGGGCAUCCAACUGCCAAUGAAAUCCAGGAAUUUCUCAUUAUGAUGGCAAUUUGUCAUACAGUCGUUCCUGAAACAGAUGGCAAUGAUGUUAAGUACCAGGGCUCAUCACCAGAUGAAAAUUCAUUGGUAAAAGCGGCAAAGAAGCUUGGAUUUGUUUUCACUGCAAGAACGCCAGAUUCUGUCGUUGUAGAUGUUAUGGGAAAGGAGCAGAUAUAUGAGCUUUUGAAUGUUCUGGAAUUUUCCAGCAACAGGAAGCGAAUGUCAGUGAUUGUUAGGAUACCAUCUGGAAAGAUCCGACUAUACUGUAAAGGAGCAGACAAUGUCAUUUUUGAAAGACUUUCUGAAUUGUCAAAUUACAGAGUUCAGACAUUGAAUCAUCUUGAUCAGUUUGCUGCAGAAGGUUUAAGGACAUUGUGUUUUGCAUAUACUGACCUGGAAUUUCAUGAUUAUAAGCAGUGGGCACAAAUUUAUCAUGAAGCCAGCACAUCUCUUCAGAACAGAGCCAGCAAGCUUGAGGAAUGCUAUGAACUCAUUGAAAAGAACAUGUUGCUACUUGGAGCAACUGCCAUUGAAGAUCGUCUUCAGAAUGGAGUCCCUGAAACCAUCUCAACGUUAAUGAAAGCUGGAAUUAAAAUAUGGGUCCUUACUGGUGAUAAGCAAGAGACUGCAAUUAAUAUAGGUUAUUCAUGCAAGCUUUUAAGCCAAAGUAUGACACUGCUAAUAGUGAAUGAAGAUUCUUUGGAUGAAACUAGGGACACAAUUAAUCGUCACUGUGAAGACCUGGGUGAAUCCUUGAAGCAAGAGAAUGAACUUGCCCUUAUCGUGGAUGGAAAUACAUUGAACUAUGCUCUUUCAUAUGAAGUUCAAAAUUCAUUUUUAGAUCUGGCUUUAUCUUGUAAAGCUGUUAUCUGCUGCAGAGUCUCACCUCUCCAGAAAUCAGAAAUUGUACAAAUGGUUAAAAAGAAUGUUAAUGCCAUCACUCUAGCGGUUGGAGAUGGAGCCAAUGAUGUGGGGAUGAUUCAGACUGCGCAUGUUGGAAUAGGAAUUAAUGGCAACGAAGGCUUGCAAGCCACCAACUCCUCUGAUUACUCCAUAGCACAGUUUUCGUAUUUAGAAAAACUUUUACUGGUCCAUGGAGCCUGGAGUUACAUUCGAGUGACAAAGUGCAUCCUCUACUGUUUUUACAAAAAUGUGGUGCUAUAUAUAAUUGAGCUUUGGUUUGCAUUUGUCAAUGGAUUUUCAGGACAGAUUCUCUUUGAGCGAUGGUGUAUCAGCCUCUAUAAUGUAAUUUUCACUGCCUUACCUCCCUUCACAAUGGGCAUUUUUGAAAGGACUUGUAGCCAAGACAACAUGCUGCGAUUCCCACAACUUUACAAGAUUUCCCAGAAUGCCGAUUGCUUCAACACAAAGGUUUUCUGGGGUCACUGCAUAAAUGCUUUGAUCCAUUCCAUCAUUCUCUUCUGGAUUCCACUAAAAACACUUGAACAAGAUACAAUUUUUAUGAGUGGAUAUGCUAUGGACUACUUAGUUCUUGGGAACAUUGUUUAUACAUAUGUCGUUGUAACUGUAUGUUUGAAAGCUGGCUUUGAGACAACUGCAUGGACAACGUUCAGUCACUUGGCAGUGUGGGGCAGCAUAUUGUUGUGGUUGAUCUUUCUGGCUGUCUACUCUGUUUUCUGGCCCACCAUACCUCUAGCACCAGAUAUGCUUGGACAGGCUGAGAUGAUCAUGAAAUGUGCAGCAUUCUGGUUUGGACUGAUUCUUAUGCCCAUUGCCUGUUUGUUAAAAGAUGUAUUUUGGAAAGCAGGCUGGCAUACUUACCGUAAGACUUUGUUGGAGGAGGUUCAGGAGCUAGACGCUCGAUCCCAAGAUCCUUCGAAGGCUGUAUUGCGUGAUUUCAGUGCAAAGAGCCUGAAUGAGCGUGCCUAUUUGCUGAAGAGGGUGUUUAAGAGAAGUUCUUCAAGCCUUGCUCGGGCCCAGCCCAGUUAUCGUGUGUCACAUGGAUAUGCUUUUUCUCAAGAUGAAAAUGGUGUGGUUUCACAAAGAGACUUAAUCCGUUCAUAUGAGACCCGCAAAGUGAAAUUAACUGCAGACUGAUCAGAGUUACCUUCUUCAAGUGUUGGACUGAUUGGCAAUUCCCGAGCGUGCUGGUCAUCAGUACUGUUCGUAAUCAGUGACACCGAAGAGAAAAAAAUCUUUUUACUUGUGGCCUUAGCCAAAAAGAUGGAUUUAUGUAGGUACUCUGAAAUUUAAUCCUGUAUUUUGUGUUGCUGUUUUGGUCAGACUGAAAUAAUGUUAUAUAUAUGAAAUAUAGCUGCUUAUAAAAAGUAACUAUUGAAAAGAGUGCUGUGCCUUUAGGUGGAAUGGAACAAAACUGCCACUUCUUACCCCGCACCCUCCCUCCCAACCCCUCAAAA
Messenger RNA from Mobula hypostoma (lesser devil ray), 4091 nucleotides. RefSeq names its product ATPase phospholipid transporting 8A2 (gene atp8a2). Gene Ontology annotation, biological process: phospholipid translocation; neuron development. The transcript has 38 exons. Gene Ontology annotation, cellular component: plasma membrane. NCBI's taxonomy places the organism in Eukaryota, Metazoa, Chordata, Chondrichthyes, Myliobatiformes, Myliobatidae. Bases 337 to 3771 code for a protein of 1144 amino acids. Gene Ontology annotation, molecular function: ATPase-coupled intramembrane lipid carrier activity; magnesium ion binding; ATP hydrolysis activity. The record is from RefSeq and is a predicted model, not a curated record.